UUAAACAAAGUUUCUCUGCAACCCUCUGCUGCACAGAAUUUGAAGUUCAUUAACGUUGAGACCUAUAUAAAGCCCCUCCAGUUCUGACUUUUGAUGAACAAGGAUAAUCAUCCAAACCAACUGUGGCGAUAUGGAAACAACAACACUUGUCGUCUUUUUUCUCUCUCUCCUUGUCUCUGGUUCAUACUCAGCCACAUUUACCUUCACAAACAAGUGCCCAUACACCGUCUGGCCGGGCACAUUGGCGGGCUCAGGACCAUCAGCUCCCUCGACUGGAUUCGAGCUUGCAACCGGCGCAUCAGCAUCUCUAGACAUCCCAGCGCCAUGGUCCGGCCGGUUCUGGGGUCGAACACUUUGCUCCACAGACUCUGCCGGGAAGUUCAGGUGUGGGACUGGAGACUGUGCCUCCGGCCAGGUUGCAUGCAACGGAGCCGGAGCAAUUCCACCGGCCAGCCUAGUGGAAUUCACCUUAGCAACAAACGGAGGGAAGGAUUUCUACGACGUUAGUCUCGUCGACGGCUACAACCUGCCCAUCUCCAUCACCCCGCAGGGCAUGUCAGGUUGCAAUACGACGAGCUGCCCAGCUAACAUGAACUCUGUCUGUCCACCGGAGUUGAGGGUCAGAGGAUCAGAUGGGGGAACGAUCGCUUGUAGGAGCGCUUGCGACGCAUUUAACGAUCCCAAGUAUUGCUGCACCGUCUCGUUUGGCUUGCCGUCGACAUGCCCUCCGACGAACUACUCCAUGGUCUUCAAAAACCAGUGUCCACAAGCUUAUAGCUAUGCGUAUGACGAUAAAACAAGCACAUUUACGUGCACCAGUUCCAACUACCUCAUCACCUUCUGUCCGUGAUAGAAGCUUUCUAACCUUUUUUUUUUCCUUUUCACAUUUUCACUGAAGCUUGAAUUAAUUAGACAAUUGAUUAAUUAUAUAAAGGCAAAGCGGGUGUACGAUUAAAUCAAAGAAUUUGAUACUCAGGUUGAAAUCGGUCCUUUAGCCAAGAUUUAAGUUUCCAUGAAUGAUUCUCUUUUUUGCUUAUUUAAGGUCCCUUAGUUGGCCUAGAUGAAUCAAUGAGUCGGUGACAUAAAUGUAGUAGAGUUCACUGAAUAUGAUGUAAACUAAGCAACCAUAACCUGGUCUUGGUUGUAUUGUGACACAUGUUGUGGGGUAUAAGUUGGUGAUGAGUUAGGAGA
This is a messenger RNA of Nelumbo nucifera (sacred lotus), 1191 nucleotides long. RefSeq names its product thaumatin-like protein 1. The record is from RefSeq and is a predicted model, not a curated record. NCBI's taxonomy places the organism in Eukaryota, Viridiplantae, Streptophyta, Magnoliopsida, Proteales, Nelumbonaceae.